Molecule: messenger RNA, 1476 nt
Organism: Xylaria bambusicola
Lineage: Eukaryota; Fungi; Ascomycota; Sordariomycetes; Xylariales; Xylariaceae
Product: isotrichodermin C-15 hydroxylase
Exons: 8
Coding region: 1-1476 (491 amino acids)
Molecular function (GO): iron ion binding; monooxygenase activity; oxidoreductase activity, acting on paired donors, with incorporation or reduction of molecular oxygen
Source: RefSeq, a predicted model, not a curated record
AUGGACACGCUCCUCCGGUUCGCCGGCUUGGCACUGGCUGCUACCUUGGUGUACAUCGCCGCCUCCAUCGUCUAUAACCUCUAUUUUCACCCCCUUGCCGAGUUUCCCGGCCCUCUACUUCGUCGCAUCAGCCGUGUGCCCUGGUCACUGGCCGUGCUAAGAGGCACUGCUGUCUUCGAUGCCGCCGACUUGCACACCCAGUACGGCCCCGUCGUACGCGUCGCUCCGAAUGAGCUCGCCUUUCACGACCCCCGUGCCUGGAAAGACAUCAUGGGCGGCGGCGUCUCCGAGAUCCCCAAGUGGAUUGGCAUGUACGGAGUGCCAGCUUUCCUCCCACCUCACGUGCAGAACACGACCAGCAAAGACCAUCACCGUACACUACGAAAGGCUUUGUCACCCGGAUUUUCCGACGGCUCUUUACGUGCCCAGGAACCCAUCAUAGCCAGAUACAUAGAUCUACUCAUGCGACGCUUGAAGGCCAAAAGCCAACAUGGCCCUUUGAAUAUCGAGCUGUGGUACCGUUAUGUCGUCUUCGACAUCAUCUGCGACCUGGCCUUCGGUGAGUCAUUAGGAUGCCUUCAGAGUGACGGCUUGCAUCCAUGGGUCGCCGCUAUGAUCGACGGUGCAAAGCCCAUGGGCUUCUUGACCGCGUUGAACAUGUACCCGGUUCUAGCAGCCGUGGUAAACCCCAUACUGGCCUUCCUCGCCAAAGGACCCAUGCGCCUCAACACAGAGAUGGUCAAGCCCCUCGUGGAAAGACGGCUUCGCGCCGGUGACCGUCCUGAUCUGAUUAACCCCCUCAUUAAGCUUCACGAGGGCCAGCCUGGCGAGGACUCCAACACGGAUGAGCUCAUCUCGAAUGCCACUGUUAUCAUUGGAGCUGGUGCUGAGACCAGCGCCAGCAUACUCACUGCCGUCACCUCGUUGCUCAUCGAUCACCCAGAAAAGUCGGACAAGCUAGCCGCAGAGGUUCGCUCCGCAUUUACCUCUCGUGAUAGCAUUACGGCCGACGCCGUGUCUCGAUUACCCUAUCUCGUUGCCUGUGUCGACGAAACUCUGAGAUUAUUUCCCCAGACGGGAGCCCCUUCGCUGCGAUUAACGGACAAGAGAACAACAAUCGUUGGGAUCCCUAUACCAGAAAAUACAGUCGUCGGUAUCUGGCCUUGGGCGCUUUAUCGAACGCCAGCUUUAUGGACAGAUCCCGACGAAUUUCACCCAGAGCGCUUUCUAGGAGACCCUAGGUACGCAAACGAUGCUCGAGAGAGUUUCAAACCUUUCUUCACAGGUUCGAGAGAUUGUAUUGGGCAAAACUUGGCGCUCAUCGAAAUGCGUCUCAUUCUUGCCCAUAUGGUUUUCAGUUUUGAUAUGAAACGAACGGUUGACUCGAGUACCAAGGGCUGGGUCCACAAGCAGAAGAAUCUGUUUAUUGUGUGGGAGAAAUCUCCUCUCCCAAUUGAGCUUAUACCUGUGGCAUGA